AUGGCUGACAACACAUACGGAACUGAUGGUGCACUCGAUCGCGUUCUCGGCUUCGGUCAGAAACAGCUCAAGAGUGUUCCGGCGAUCUUUAUCCAUGCUGGAGCGGGUUUUCAUAGUCAUCAAAACGAACAUGUUCAUCUUGAGGCAUGCGUGGCGGCCUGCGAGAUGGGCAUGAAAUUCUUAAAAGCUGGUGCCACUGCCACCGAGGCCGUCGAAGUUGCUCUUCGCAUCCUCGAGGACAAAGAGAUAACGAAUGCAGGCUACGGCUCCAAUUUAUCCAUUGACGGCGUCGUCGAGUGCGAUGCAACAAUCGUUGACCAUCUAGGACGCAGCGGUGCCUGUGGAGCCGUUCCAAACAUCCGAAACCCCAUUUCAUUGGCGAAGCUCAUCUUGGACACGAGCAACAAACCCCUGAGCCUCCGCCGGGUUCCCCCAAACGCUCUUGUUGGCGAAGGAGCAAGACUCUUUGCUGAGGAACACGGCAUGGCAACCUUUACCAACGAGUAUCUCGUUUCAAAAAACUCCAGGGACCGCUUUCUACGAUGGCAAGAGGACCUGAAGAGAGCUGAUGUCAAGCCGAAAGAUGCAAAAGGCGGGUUUGCUGCUAGCCCGAUCAACAUGAGCUGCGCUCCGUGUCAAUACGAUACAAUGGCAGUAACAGAUCCUCAUAAAAGCUUUCCUCGGGAUCAUACCGCAGCAAUCCUGGCCGGCACAUGGAACGAAGGACAACCGGAUUCUCCUUGUGUUGGCACGCCUAAUCCCGAUGCUAGUAACAUCUCUGAACCUCCAGCGUACUCGACAACAUAUGCUCGGGCUCUGGCUUCAACCCCAACGAAUUCUCCGAGAAACCUCAUGCGACCAACAUCCAGUGUGCUGAUGCAAAAGACAUCUGCCGCUCUAACGGGCGAUAUGAGCCCAAUGCUUUCACCCGACCGCCCAAAACGAUACCAUAGAAACACCAACCAAGGUGGCCACGGGAACGGUGUGAGCACUGGCUCCCCUCGAGAUGAGGCCAAACAGACGCAAAAGUCUGGAGGAGCGACUUUCGAUGGCUUGAAGCCCCCUAAGAAUCUUGACAAGCUCCAUGAGGUUUCGAACAGCCCUGACGAGGAUCAAUUUCAUCAAGAGGAUGAAGCUGUCGUAAGUAUUCGCGGUCUUAAGCGUCCGCUUAGCGUAUCAAAUGAAAACGAGGAUUCAAUCACGCAAACAGCAAAGCGCCAGUUCCAGUCUGGUAGCUCUGAAGAGGAUUCGGUCACGGACACUAUUGGUGCUAUUGCAAUUGAUGAUAGAGGCCACAUUGCAGCAGGAUCCUCAUCUGGCGGCAUUGGAAUGAAACAUCGGGGCCGCCUAGGACCGGCCGCCCUAGUUGGCAUUGGGACGGCCGUUGUGCCUUGCGCCGAAGAUGACAACGAUAAUCUCACCGUUGCGGCUGUAACGAGCGGCACGGGUGAAUAUAUGGCCACUACAAUGGCUUCUCAGAGGUGUGCUGAGCGUCUUUAUCAUGGGACGCGUCGCGGUCCUGCCGGCAUCGACGUCCAGGACGAUGACGAAGACGCCAUUAUGGAAUCUUUUAUAGCUAAGGACUUUAUGGAUCACCCCGGGGUGAAAAACUGUCAUUCCGCGGGUGCCAUCGGUAUCAUGGCCGUCAAGAAGAACCGGAACGGCUAUUAUCUAUACUUUGCCCACAAUACAGACUCCUUUGCCCUGGCAUCCAUGGGUGGGCUGGAAAGAGAGCCGCGAUGCGUCAUGUCACGACUCCCCGACGGUGCUAAGAUUGCAAAAGGUGGGCGCAAAGUUCGACUGGACUAA
Molecule: messenger RNA, 1809 nt
Organism: Trichoderma harzianum CBS 226.95
Lineage: Eukaryota; Fungi; Ascomycota; Sordariomycetes; Hypocreales; Hypocreaceae
Exons: 3
Coding region: 1-1809 (602 amino acids)
Biological process (GO): protein maturation
Molecular function (GO): threonine-type endopeptidase activity
Source: RefSeq, a predicted model, not a curated record